AUGGCUCACGCUAACGUUUGGAACUCGCGCCCCCGUCAGUUCGGUAAGGGCUCCCGUCAGUGCCGUGUCUGCGCUCACAGUGCUGCUUUGAUCCGCAAGUACAACUUGAACAUCUGCCGUCAGUGCUUCCGUGAAUAUGCCAACGAUAUUGGUUUCCACAAGUACCGUUAA
Zychaea mexicana is the source of this 171-nucleotide messenger RNA. Its product is annotated as 40S ribosomal protein S29. The transcript is spliced from 3 exons. Gene Ontology annotation, molecular function: structural constituent of ribosome; zinc ion binding. The record is from RefSeq and is a predicted model, not a curated record. Lineage: Eukaryota; Fungi; Mucoromycota; Mucoromycetes; Mucorales; Lichtheimiaceae. Bases 1 to 171 code for a protein of 56 amino acids. Gene Ontology annotation, biological process: translation. Gene Ontology annotation, cellular component: ribosome; cytosolic small ribosomal subunit.